CCGCAGGCUUGGCCGGCUUCGAAUCCGUGGAACAACCCGAGCGCUCCGCCCGCGGCGCCGGCCGGGCUGCCCCCCAGCACCUCGGCCUCCAGCGUGCCCUUUGGACCCCCUCCCACAGCCAUGUAUCCUUCCAUGCCCCCCGGACCGCCUGCUCCAUUUCCUCCUCCUCCUACCGGACCCUCCUGCCCUCCUCCGGGCGGGCCGUACCCGCCCCCAGCCGUGCCAGGUCCUGUCCCACCUGGGCAGUACCCUCCGCCAAACAUGCCCUUUCCAGAGCUUCCAAGACCUUAUGGCGGUCCGACAGAGCCAGCUGCGCCUCCUGCUCCUGUCGGGCCAUGGGGAUCCAUGCCCUCUGGAGCGUGGGGACCGACGAUGGGAGGGCAGUAUCCUGCACCUAGCAUGCCAUAUCCACCCCCGGGGCCAUAUUCUGCUCCUACCCAGACUCCAGGGGCUGCGCCGACGGUGCCGUGGGGCACGGUUCCGCCCGGAACGUGGGGACCUUCACCGCCAGGUCCGUUCCCUCCACCCACAGGAUCAUAUCCAGCUCCAGGACUAUAUCCUACGCCCCCCAAUCCUUUUCAAGUGCCAUCUGGUCCUGCUGGUGCUCCAUCAAUGCCUGGUGGUCCCCAUCCUUACCGUUGAACACAUUCUGGGCAACAAAAUACUGUAGCUUUCCACCUUCAUCCACUACUUACAGAGAUUUUUACAGUUUUUGUUUCAGUAAUGUUUGGGAAGAUGAAGAAUACUUGCCUCUUGUAUGUACAUUUGAGGUAUGAAGGAGCAGUCUGCAUAAAUUUACCUUGCUCAUAUGCUGGCACUGUUGUUUGGUUUAAUAAAAUGAGUGAUGAAGAGCAGAAAUAAAACUUUAACACCUGUGGUUCUUAUGUUGGCAAGUAUUCCUUGGAGAAACAGGAGUUGCUGAGUAAGGAUUGUAAAGAAUCAGGCCCAAGGACUUAAAAAAAAUGUUUAUUCUUAAAUUUCCAUGAAUGCUUUAAGUCUCAUUGCCAGACUUGUGCUGGUCACUGAAUGAAUGGAUAGUCGUAUUUUGUCUAUUUUCAGGUUAUUCUAAAAUGCCAAUAAAAAGUGUUCCAAGGUGGGUUUUUUUGUCAAGAAAUCUGAUUUUUUUGACCGUGCUACAGUAA
This is a messenger RNA of Merops nubicus (carmine bee-eater), 1142 nucleotides long. It is a transcript of the gene MAPK1IP1L, whose product is annotated as mitogen-activated protein kinase 1 interacting protein 1-like. The record is from RefSeq and is a predicted model, not a curated record. The transcript is spliced from 2 exons. The annotation marks the transcript as partial. Lineage: Eukaryota; Metazoa; Chordata; Aves; Coraciiformes; Meropidae.